Penicillium maclennaniae is the source of this 1617-nucleotide messenger RNA. RefSeq names its product DUF2417 domain-containing protein. Lineage: Eukaryota; Fungi; Ascomycota; Eurotiomycetes; Eurotiales; Aspergillaceae. The transcript is spliced from 2 exons. The coding region runs from base 1 to 1617 and encodes 538 amino acids. The record is from RefSeq and is a predicted model, not a curated record.
AUGAGCUCUUUCUGGGCCCGAAGGAAGGACGGCAUGGAUAGGUCCGAGGGCACUACCCAGCGUCAGAAUGAGAACGACCACGAGAAUGAUCCUAUUCCACACCAGGAACCAACGGAGCACACACGCCUUCUUCCUCAUAACAACCGACAAGGCUACCUGAGUCCCGAUGAUCCGGCUGUUUCGCCCUACAAUUUAUGGACUGUGCGUGCCGUGCGCGGCCUCUCCCUCUUUGCGCUGGCCGUCAGCUUCGUGUGGUGGACUUUCCUUCUAGUUUCCAUCUUCGUCAGUCCGCCCUUGAUGCAUUCGCGUGGCUCGGGCUUCUUCGAGUUCGGAUACACGACACUGGCGACCGGGUAUCUUCUCCUUGGUCUGCUCUUUUUCGCCGUCCCCUCCAAGGCAAUGACUAUCUGGGGAAUUGUUCUUUCGACUCUGCUACUGGUGGACAUGAUCAUUAUGGUCGCAGUCCCACGCAUACGUUACGAGGAAGGAUGGGUGGGUAUCGCUUCAGUGGUUUGGGCAGCUGUUAUAUCCAUCUACCAGAUUGUGCAAAAUCGGGCCGUGGCAUGGGGAAAACGUGAGGAAGAAGAACGGCUUACGGGUCGAGAGGAAACUCGCCGCUCGCUACGGGAAUGGGCCGCUGUACUCUUUGAGACAAUCGUCUUAGCCAUUAUGACCAUCGCUACUAUCUUGUUCACAGCGACUCUGAUCCUCCGUGCUCGUGAUCUUACCCUUGAAGCUCCCGGUCGUCGGUACUCUGUUCAUGGGGAUACCUAUCAGGUCCACCUUGCCUGUGUGGGAAAUCGCACCGAAAAUACCAACGAGCCAACCAUUCUUCUCGAGGGAGACUGGGGACCCGUUGAGCACAACCUGCAGCCUUUCAUUGAUGAUGCAUACCGUGCAGGUGCUAUCAAACGGUACUGUUACUGGGACAGGCCGGGAGUGGCAUGGUCGGAUAAUGCACCCUCUCCCCACUCCGCAGGAAUGUCCGUGGAUGUCCUCUCGGAGGCUCUCGCUCUGGCCGACGAAUCCGGACCCUGGGUCGUUGUCUCUGCUGGAGUUGGUAGUCUGUAUUCGCGGCUCUUUGCCAGCCGUCACCUUCUUGAAGUCAGCGGUAUCUUCCUGAUCGACCCCCUUCAUGAGUCUUAUCUCCAAGAUGUCGGUAAUCCAGGACGUGGAUUUAUGCUGUGGCUACGUGGUGUCAUCUCCCCACUGGGACUGGACCGCCUUGCGGGUGCCCUUGUGCGUGGUCGCACUCGAGAAGACCGAGUCAUCGGCCGCUCCGCCUAUCAAUCCGGCAAAUUUAUCAAAGCCCAGCUACAAGAGAACCUUGUCGCUGUCACAAUGACAGCGGCAGAGGUGCAGUCCGCUCGGCACAUCCAGAUGGGGCAAACACCUCUAGUUAUCGUGAGCUCGGGACUGGAGAUGCAAAAGGACCCCGAAUGGGCUAAACGACAGGAGGAUCUUUCAACAAUCACGAACAAACUUCUCGCUUGGGAUGUUGUCCAUGAUGCACCGCAUGAAGUCUGGACUGUUGGAGAGGGCCGGCAAGUUUUGGAGAAGCGCUUGCGAGAGAUUGUGCAGGACAGCCAGGCUCGUCCGCCGGUUCAAGGUCGAUAG